AUGAACAUCAGUGACAUUUCGCCAUCCCACCACAAGAAGCAGCUGCACAGCAAACGGUCCUUUGGAAAACACCCGUCCUUGGUGGACUCGCCGGCGUACGAUGCAUCCGAAGAAGAUAACGACCCUUUAACUGACGACGGGGCAUCUGCAGUUUCGGUUCCCAUAUCAAAACCCUCCGCGAACAGCUACAACAGCCUUCCCAGAAGCCCUGCCUCUAAGCCUCCAACCUCUUCGCCUCCGUUCAAUCGCGCCAAACAUCAGCUAGCCUCCAUUGUCAUGUCAGAUCACUCUGACGGUGUCGAUUCGCCGACCUACGAUGGAGAUAUCGAGUCUAGCACCACUGCAGUACGCGAGCCUCACAGGGCGUCGGCGCACCAUCACAGUUCGUCCUCUGUUUCUACGUUGAAUAGCGUCCACAUUUCCUCUUCGACCACCACUCCACUGAACGAGAACGGCCCCUCCAACCACCCCAUAAAUCCCCUCGCGGCUCCACUCCUUGUCACGGAAGAGCCCCCUGUCCCAGCACCCACGCAGAACACGAUCAAUCCCGCCGCGCUCAGCGUCCAGGAUAUCCGGAGUUUCGUGCAGAAGGCCAUCGAUGGCGAGUCAUUCCGAAAGUACAAAAUCAAUCCCCCUCCAGUAGGCAGACCCGUUCGUGUUUACGCUGACGGGGUAUAUGAUCUGUUCCAUUUUGGACAUGCGCUGCAACUUCGACAGGCAAAGUUUGCAUUUCCGAGCGUGUACCUCCUCGUUGGAGUCAACUCGGACGAGCUCGUAUGGCAACACAAAGCACGCACAGUCAUGAACCACGGCGAACGAUGUGAAUCAGUGAGACAUUGUCGAUGGGUAGACGAGGUUGUCGCCGAGGCACCGUGGGUCAUUGACGGUGCAUUCAUCGAGAAAUAUCAAAUCGACUACGUUGCGCACGAUGAAGACCCCUACGCCUCUGGGGAAUACGACGAUGUAUACGGGUUUGCCAAGAGUCAAGGCAAAUUUAUCCCUACUAGGCGCACUCCAGGCGUCUCCACAUCCGAACUCCUCGAACGCAUCGUUGCUGGAUAUCGCAAGCGCGAUUUCGACGCUAAAUUGGAGAAGAUGGGACAUGCAGAACUCAAAGCCGAAGGUAUCGACUUCGACAGUGCGAAUAACAGCAAAGCUGCAAGCAGGGCCGUAAGCAGAAGUAUAAGCCCAAUAAAUCCCGCUUAG
This is a messenger RNA of Pleurotus ostreatus (oyster mushroom), 1206 nucleotides long. RefSeq lists its product as uncharacterized. Lineage: Eukaryota; Fungi; Basidiomycota; Agaricomycetes; Agaricales; Pleurotaceae. Bases 1 to 1206 code for a protein of 401 amino acids. The transcript is spliced from 6 exons. The record is from RefSeq and is a predicted model, not a curated record. Gene Ontology annotation, molecular function: choline-phosphate cytidylyltransferase activity; phosphatidylcholine binding. Gene Ontology annotation, biological process: CDP-choline pathway. Gene Ontology annotation, cellular component: nuclear envelope.